AUGACUGCUGAUUGCAAAGAGAAUGUGGUGACUUACUACAACCGUGGUCAACCAGGACAUAUUAGCACUCAUUUCUCGAAGCUUAAGCAAGCUUCAACUGGAGGAAAGGUGUCCGUUCUGACGGGGACUCAAACUUCCAGUUAUGACAGGUUGAUCAGAGGUAUAUGUUAUAUUAAUAAUAUGCCUUUGAUUGCUACUGGUGCUACUCAUUCUUUUAUUGUUGUUGACCGUGUUAAAAGGCUAGGCCUUAUUGUGUCUUCUAUGAAUGAAGAAAUGGUUAUCGAAACUCCUGCUAAGGGUUCGGUGACUACUACUUCAUCGGAGUUCAAUCAUGUUCAUAUCAAUUCUUAUAACAAGUUGGUGCGAUUUCUUACUCCUGGUGAGGAGGAAGAAGUUGGUUUCUUGUCAGCUAGAGAGUUGAAGGAGCUUUUGGAAGAGGAAGCUCAGGUGUUUACGCUGUUCGCGACGUUAUAUGCUAAGAUUCAGGCUAUGAUUGAUGAAUUGCAUGUAGUGCAAGAUUUUCCAAUGGUGUUUCCAGAUGACAUUUCAGAUGUACCGCCAGAGAGAGAGAGGUGGAGUUUUCUAUUGAUUUUCUCCCUGAUUUUUUUGGGCUCAGAAACAGCAUUGACCGUCUCCUCAAUACCCCAUAACGGCCAUGAUGGUUAUCGCGGCGCAGUCGUAAUGGUCCAGUCGAGCAUCCGUGACAGGUUGAAAUGGUUGAAUGCGGAGAGAACUGGAGGCCAACAAACGAACGAGAUGCCGGAGAUUAGUGAUAAUAGGUGGAAAUUAGUGAUAAUAGUAAUAGGUGGAAAUUAG
Molecule: messenger RNA, 816 nt
Organism: Lathyrus oleraceus (garden pea)
Lineage: Eukaryota; Viridiplantae; Streptophyta; Magnoliopsida; Fabales; Fabaceae
Exons: 3
Coding region: 1-816 (271 amino acids)
Source: RefSeq, a predicted model, not a curated record